AUGCUUUUAUGUGUCGUGAAUAUUAUUCAUGCUCAACACGUUGACCCGGGCCACAGCCCAUCAUUCACUUGUCGCCCAUUUGGCACAUGUGAGCCAUGCCCACCAGAUGCUCUUCAUGAACCCUUCUGUCAUCCAUUCGGCAACCGCCAACUCAUGCAUUGUUCGAACACCACCAGGCCUACAGCUUUACCCCCCGAUCAUGUAUACCCCAUAUCUCCACCCCCAGCAGCUCUCGGGGAGACUCCUGCGUGGCAGCCUUGUGGCCGCGUCCCCGCACAAGAGCGUGCUGACUUCUACGAGUUCGUGGCGUGCAACCUGUUUUUCGCUGCCGUUGCUAUAGGCGUAUCCCUACUUCGCUCUCGAAGAAUAGAAGCACACCAAGCCAGACGUCUCGCUGUACGAAUCGGGCUUGUUAGGGGUGGUGGAUAG
Messenger RNA from Suillus clintonianus, 429 nucleotides. RefSeq lists its product as uncharacterized. The transcript has 2 exons. The coding region runs from base 1 to 429 and encodes 142 amino acids. The record is from RefSeq and is a predicted model, not a curated record. NCBI's taxonomy places the organism in Eukaryota, Fungi, Basidiomycota, Agaricomycetes, Boletales, Suillaceae.